Drosophila willistoni is the source of this 735-nucleotide messenger RNA. RefSeq lists its product as uncharacterized. The record is from RefSeq and is a predicted model, not a curated record. NCBI's taxonomy places the organism in Eukaryota, Metazoa, Arthropoda, Insecta, Diptera, Drosophilidae. Bases 44 to 640 code for a protein of 198 amino acids. The transcript is spliced from 3 exons.
UAUAAAAAAUAUAAUAAAAUAUUUAAACGCGUAAUAACUUACGAUGUCGAACUCUGUGAAAAUGGAAUUUCAUAAAUCUCUAUUAGGUUUUGAUCUAAUAGCUCCCUUGAUUCCGACUAAAACAAGCGUAAUGCGAAAUUCGCGCUUCUCGCUUAAGAACAUUAAUCGUAAAAGUCGAAUGAUAGAGAGAUAUACAUUGACUGGAAUAUAUACUGAACCAUAUUCGAAAAUGCAUACCCGCCAUAUAACGGAUAAGGCUUACAUGCAAGAAAAUUUCGAGCUAAGGUCUUCACUUGAUUCUAUUGGACCAAAAUAUAUCUGUCAUGAUUCAUUGAUUAGUUCAUCGAGAUGUGCCAGCUAUUCCGGGUUUCAUAUACCUCUACGCAUGCGUUGCCUUGCCAAUUAUAUACAAGCUGGUCGCAAGUAUGAGGAACAAUUCCAAAAAGAGAUCAAAAAUCUGAUUGAUAAUCAAACAUCUGCUCUAGAGGCAUGCCAAUUUGUUAGAAUGAUGAGCUAUACAACGCUUUGGCCACCAUUGCAUAAUGCCAAAGAAUUGGCUUCGACUAGUAAGAAAUUUUUCCAAUUGGACAAAAAGGAAAAACAGCGUUUACAAAAAGUUAUGACAACCGAUUAUACGUGAUCUUUCUAAUCGAUAACUUUAUAAAAUUUAUUAAUGAAAAUCUGCGAAAACGAGGAUUGGAAUUAUAUAAAGUUUAUAAACCACUAAAAUCUAAA